GCCAAUCAGAUCUUUGUUGUCAACGCGUCGUUAUGGAGUAGUCAGGAAUCAGAUUUUUAAAAAUAAAGGUAUCUGCAGCUUUCGCUAUUUUGCGCCAAAUUAACCUCGUUUAAGCAUUUUAUAUUUUAAAUAUGCCCUUCACCGACCAAGUGGAUGCUUUACGGGAGCGCAACAAAGAUUUACUGAACCAACUGAGACAGCAGAGACAGAACUUUGAGUUCCUGAGCGACUUUAGCCAGAGCCGCAGGGAGAGAAAGGAAGAGGCAGCGGAGAGGAGCCAGCCCGCAGAGGUUCCGACCCAGACCCUCACCGAUGGACGCCGCCGUCCAGCCAGAGCCGCCCUCUCUAAAGCCGCCGUCAGAUCAGCGGAUAAACGUGAGAAGCAGACAGGCUUCCAGCAGACUAUUUCCACACCACUGGUUGAGUCUAGUGCUCAACACACAGAACUGUCAGACAUUUAUAAGGACCGUGACAGAAAUCCUGCAUUUUAUGACACAGUACAGGAAACAGCACCUAUUAUAAAGUCCUGCUUAAUAAGUCACCCCAAAGAACAGAGAGAGGCAAAGAGUCGAGUCACAUUUCAGUCUGAGGAUUGCGAAGAGAUACCCACAGACAGGCAUCAUUUGCAGCCCUUACUAGGAUAUGAUUGGAUAGCAGGACUCCUGGAUGCUGAAGACUCUGUAAUAGAGCACUCUGAUGAGUUUUUCAAUGAACUUCGCAUAUUUCGUUCCUUUAAUAAAGAUGAGUGCGUCCACAGUCCACAGGCUGAAUUUUCUGUGCCGAACCAGUUACGACUCUCACCUUUAUCAGAUAAAGACCAUCCAGAGUCUAAGAUGGACACUCAUCAAUGUACGUUCUCCUACAGGAUUAACAGUAGACUGUUCCCUGUCCCGCUUCACUCUCAGGAGUGCUGUCCUGUGUGCAAACAGCACAAAUCCUCCCACCCUCACACUACUGCUGAACCAGCUCUCAUAAGGGUCAGCAUCCCUUGCACCACCCUGUUGCCGCCUUACAAAUACAAAGCUCAUCGGCGAUGCAGCUUUGACCCUUCAGAUAGCUUGGCCUUGCCAUCGCACUGUCUCUCAGGCUGGUUGAACACAGGUCAGGGCACCUUGCUCACACCCAGCAGCCUCGAUCUGCGGAGUAGUCUAAAUGUGAGGGGCUCAGCAGAGUUACAGAACAAGGAAGUUGAGGCUCUGUCUGCGGUGAAAAAGCUCAGCAACCAGAUCACAGACGUGUCAUGCUUGGCCCGUCACGACUUUAGACACUUUUCUCACCCCCAAAAAUUAGGAAGGAGAAUUUCUUACCACUUGACCUGACAAGCCAUCAAAACCUCUCUCUGAGGUUUCUGCGAGCUGUUUGUUUGUCUUUCUGUAUAAACCUUUAUUUCUUAUAUUACAUGUUUAAAACGAAACAAUGUGUGGUUAUAAGAGGAUGUCAACAUUUUUGACAUAUUGUGAAUUAAAGCAUAUUACUCGA
This is a messenger RNA of Betta splendens (Siamese fighting fish), 1479 nucleotides long. It is a transcript of the gene miip, whose product is annotated as migration and invasion inhibitory protein. The coding region runs from base 132 to 1319 and encodes 395 amino acids. The transcript has 9 exons. The record is from RefSeq and is a predicted model, not a curated record. Gene Ontology annotation, biological process: negative regulation of cell migration; negative regulation of G2/M transition of mitotic cell cycle. NCBI's taxonomy places the organism in Eukaryota, Metazoa, Chordata, Actinopteri, Anabantiformes, Osphronemidae.